AUGGCAGGUGUCGUGGUCACGGACCUGGGCAGGAGGCCAGAGAUCCCCAGCGGGCGCCCCGCUCUCAGUCCACAGCUGGGCCCCGAGGGCCUGCCGCCUUUGCCCGAGAUACACUCAAACACCAUCCGCACCCAAGUCUUCACGCACCGCAGCUAUUUUGCGCGUCCCACUCACAUCUUCGAGGAUACGCCCGAGGACCCCAGUCCCGACAACGAGAUGCUGGAACAUCUCGGCGACACGGUGCUGAAUUUGAUCGUGACGGACCUGAUCAGGUCGGAUUACCCUUAUCUGCGCGUCGGACCCUCCACGAAAGUACGAGCUCUCGUGGUCGGCAAUCCGACCCUAGCCUCGAUUUCCGUCCGGUAUCAGCUCCCGGAACGCUUGCUCAUGCACCCUGCCCAAGCAAUCACGUUGAAAGCCUCUACUAACAUUCAAGGUACAGCCUACAUAGGCGGCGUCUACUCUGACCGCGGCCUGCAAAUUAUCAAGCCGUGGCUCUGCCCGCUCUUCCGGCCCUACAUCGCCGAGGCGUACCGGCACGUCCGCGUGCAGCACGGGCUCUCGCCGGAUCCCACGCCGCCUGCCACGCCGCUGUCCCCGGGCGGCGGACGCCCCGCGCCGUCGCACUCGUCCGCGACCAUCGGGCACCUCUCGCUCUUCAACCAGCACCUGCAGCAGCAGGGCAAGACGAUCGAGUGGGUGUGGCGCGACAGCGAGGGCCAGGGCACGCGCACGACGCCGAUCUGGGUCGUGCAGGCGAUCGUCGGCGAGGACUGCGUCGGGCGCGGGCGCGGGAGCACGAAGAAGGCCGCGAAGAACGAGGCCGCCAAGGAGGGCCUCGCGCGCCUGGGGAUCAACGUCUCCCCGCCUAUGGGCCAUAUUCCCAUUUCAGCAUCUUCUCUCUAG
Postia placenta MAD-698-R-SB12 is the source of this 906-nucleotide messenger RNA. RefSeq lists its product as hypothetical. Gene Ontology annotation, cellular component: nucleus. The coding region runs from base 1 to 906 and encodes 301 amino acids. Gene Ontology annotation, molecular function: ribonuclease III activity; double-stranded RNA binding. The transcript has 8 exons. Gene Ontology annotation, biological process: rRNA processing; primary miRNA processing; regulation of gene expression. The record is from RefSeq and is a predicted model, not a curated record. NCBI's taxonomy places the organism in Eukaryota, Fungi, Basidiomycota, Agaricomycetes, Polyporales, Adustoporiaceae.